Molecule: messenger RNA, 697 nt
Organism: Dendroctonus ponderosae (mountain pine beetle)
Lineage: Eukaryota; Metazoa; Arthropoda; Insecta; Coleoptera; Curculionidae
Gene: mRpL21
Product: 39S ribosomal protein L21, mitochondrial
Biological process (GO): translation
Cellular component (GO): mitochondrial large ribosomal subunit; ribosome
Molecular function (GO): RNA binding; structural constituent of ribosome
Source: RefSeq, a predicted model, not a curated record
GCUUAACCUCAUUUUCAAAAUGGCAAAAUUGUUGCCCGGACUUUUGCUAUCGAAUUUCAGCAAACUAUCUCUGAAUAGUCUGCAAAAUGCACCCAAAUUAACAGCGUGUGCCAACAGUAUCCUGAGCAGGGCGAAAAAAUUCUCCACCCAACAUACGCCUUACGAGAUAGUCAAUGAUGACCAGGACUAUGGUUUAGCCAACGAUACCAUCGAGAAAGUCAACCACCAAAUAGCUGAAAAGCAACAGGGCAGGCUGUUUGCAGUGGUGCAAGUGUGCGGCAAACAGCACAAAAUAACCCAAGGGGAUGUGUUAAUUGUGGAAGGGUACUGGCCGCCCGAAUGCGGGGAGAAAAUCCUACUCAACAAGGUGCUGGUGCUGGGCGCCGCUGAAUUUUCCCUAAUCGGCAGACCGCUAGUCCAACAGGGUUUAGUAAACGUUGAGGCCACCGUGAUUGAGAAGACACUCUCCCACACGAAAACUCACUUCAGAAAGAAGAGGAGGAAGCAGUACAUGCGAACCAAAUUCUUCAAAAUACCCCAAACGUUCUUAAGAAUCAACAGCAUUAAAGUGAGCCCCGAUGUAAAUAAUCCACCCGAAGUUCAGGGCUUGAAUAAUGUGAUUUUCUAAGUUCAAAGCCUUAGUUUUAGCUAGAUUUGUACAAAUAAAGCAGGUGCUGAAUAGCACAAUUUUUGUUUA